Capronia epimyces CBS 606.96 is the source of this 1659-nucleotide messenger RNA. RefSeq lists its product as uncharacterized. NCBI's taxonomy places the organism in Eukaryota, Fungi, Ascomycota, Eurotiomycetes, Chaetothyriales, Herpotrichiellaceae. Bases 1 to 1659 code for a protein of 552 amino acids. Gene Ontology annotation, biological process: transmembrane transport. The transcript has 4 exons. Gene Ontology annotation, molecular function: transmembrane transporter activity. The record is from RefSeq and is a predicted model, not a curated record.
AUGACGAGUCCCAACAUACCGCCCGAACAAGGCCAUGACAGCCCUGAACCCUCGCAAGAUUCGAACGCACUAGACGCAGAUAUUGCUGAGAAAGGUGUCGGCGAUGCCGAGCCGGACACAAGUCCGUAUUACCACGGCAAGCGCCUCGCCAUCGUCGUGGUCUCUCUUCUGCUCGGGACUUUCUUGAUAGCUCUGGACAAUACUAUUAUCGCCACGGCAAUUCCACGAAUCACCGACGAGUUCCAUGGCCUCGACAAGGUGUCGUGGUACAGCUCAGCCUACUUCAUGACCUUUGGCGGGUUCCAGUCCACCUGGGGGAAGAUUUUCAAGUACUUCGACUUGAAAAUCUAUUUCCUCACCGCCAUCGCCAUCUUCGAGAUCGGCAGUCUCAUCUGCGGUGUUGCUCCGGGGCCUACGACAUUGAUCGUUGGCCGGGCCAUCGCAGGAGUCGGCGGCGCUGGCGUAGCCGCAGGCGGAUUCACCAUCAUCGGCUUCGUUGCCGAGCCUAAGCUGCGACCUCAGGUGAUAGGCUUCAACGGGGCAGCGUAUGGCAUCGCUGCCGUGCUCGGCCCUCUCCUCGGCGGCGCCUUCACUGACAAUGUCAGCUGGCGCUGGUGCUUUUAUAUCAACCUACCCAUCGGUGGGGUGGCCGCUGCCAUUCUGUUGUUCUUCUUUUACACCCCGAGUCACGCAAAGCCCGCUCAGGCCAGUAUGAAAGAGAAAUUCCUGCAGUUGGAUCUCAUUGGGGCGGCUCUGGUCAUGAGUCUGAUCGUCUGUUACAUCCUGGCCCUCCAGCGCGGCGGGCAGGCCGAGCCUUGGAGCAGCAGCACCGUCAUUGGCCUGCUCGUUGGCUUCGUCGCCAUCACUGUUGUCUGUAUCGGUUGGGAGAUCUACCAGGGCGAGCGUGCCAUGUUGAUCCCACGGUUGUUCAAACAACGAUCGGUAUGGGUCAGCUCCAUCUUCCAAUUCUUUUUUGCUGGCUCGUACUUUGUCAUCCUCUACUAUCUCCCGAUCUAUUUCCAAAGCGUCUUCAACGUCGAUGCAGUCGGAUCGGGCGUGCGUAACCUUCCCCUCAUCAUCGCGCUCACCAUAGCGGCCAUCGUCGGAGGUCCGCUCCUGGCCAAAAUCGGGUAUGCGACGCCCUUCCUGCUGUUCGGUGCUGGUCUCGGCACGAUUUCCUGUGGCCUCUUUUACAUGCUCAAUGUCCACACUUCGGCUGGCAAAUGGAUCGGCUAUCAGAUCCUAUGCGGCAUAGCCAGUGGCGGAACAUUCCAGGUCCCCAUCUCCGUCGUCCAAGUCCAAGCCAAGCCGGAGGAUAUGGCCGCUGUCACCGCCAUUGUCUUCUUCUUCCAAAUGAUCGGUGGAUCGUUCACCCUUUCAGCAGCGCAGUCGGCAUUCAACAACAGAAUGCUGUCCACCCUGGCCUCCACGGCUCCGGGCGUCGACCCGGCCACCGUCCUGGUCACCGGCGCCACGCAGAUCCGCGACGCCUUCACAGCUGCCCAGGUCCCGGGCGUGGUGGCCGCGUACAUGGAGGGGCUCAAGGUCGUCUUCGCCAUCUGCAUCGGCACUUUCGGCACCGCCUUCCUGUUCGCCACGUGUGCAGGCUGGAAGAAGCUUGAUCCCGAAGGUCUGAAAGAAGCGGGAGGUGCUGCGUGA